This is a messenger RNA of Onthophagus taurus, 1385 nucleotides long. RefSeq names its product Arf GTPase activating protein drongo (gene drongo). Gene Ontology annotation, molecular function: GTPase activator activity. Gene Ontology annotation, cellular component: membrane; cytoplasm. NCBI's taxonomy places the organism in Eukaryota, Metazoa, Arthropoda, Insecta, Coleoptera, Scarabaeidae. The record is from RefSeq and is a predicted model, not a curated record.
AGUUGUCAGUGUAAAGUGACCGAACAUGGCGUCAACACGCAAAAAGCAGGAUGAAAAGAACUUGAAAACUUUACGCGAUUUAGUGUCGCUACCUCAUAACAAGUACUGUUUCGAUUGUAACCAACGCGGACCUACAUAUGUGAACGUUACGAUAGGUUCUUUCGUCUGUACAAAAUGUUCCGGAAUACUACGUGGAUUGACGCCCCCGCAUCGUGUAAAAUCGAUUUCAAUGGCAACGUUCACUCCAGAAGAAAUAGAAUUAAUGCAACAAAAAGGUAACGAAUAUUGUAGACGCACGUGGUUGGGUUUGUAUGAGGGACAACCGUUGACGGAAGGUGCCCCUAGAGAUGAACAGCACGUGCACGACCUUAUGGUAGAAAAAUAUGAGAGGAGGAGAUAUUAUGUGGAGCCAGCCACGGCUGCUACGUUAGCAAACGGCGGUGGCUCUUCACAACGCGUAAAACCGUCGACUCUCAACAGUAGUAGUAGUAGUUUUGUUUCGGAAUCGAAGCCGAUCAGGUUAAACGGAAUGGUUGCCGAGAAGAACGAAAAGAAUUUGUUGCCGAGGCCGAACGGUAUCUCGAGGCCGAUCGUUAAUGGAAAUGGGGUAAAUAAUAAUAAUGGGUUUGUUGGAAUUGUUGCAUUGGGAAAACAAGAACAGUUUGUUGCAAAUUUCGAUCAAGCCGACAUCUUCAAUGCUACUAAUAAUAAUGUUAUUAGUAACGGUAAAAGAUUUUUAGAAGAUCAACAACAUUAUCAACAACAGCAACCACAACAACCAUCAUUUGCGAAUUUUGAAAAUAAUCCAGUCUUUAAUACUCCAGCAAGUAUGCCAGAGUUACCUGCAAGAAACCCACAAAAAUCCAAUUCUUUAUUACCACCCGCUCCUCCAGAAGAUCGAUAUUUACCAUUAAAAGAUUUAGAUAACGCAUUGAAAAAUCAAGCGACCAUUGAUUGGAAUUCCGGAAGUUCUAAUGGUUCCGGUUAUAAUUCAUCGACUCCAUCAGGUUCCGUUUACAGCUCAUCAUCCCCUCAAUCAAUGUACGGAUCUCCUAGUCAAAGUCAAUUUUCAAACAUGUUCCCUCAAGAACAACCGCAAGCUCCAAUAUCAAAUCCAUUCAACACAAACAGUCAAAAAGGGGGAAAUGUUUGGGGAUCAUCUAAUGGAUUUACAAACGGAACGAAUGCUAAUCCAUUUCGUGGGACACCAACGGUGGAUCCUUUUUUAGAUCCAUUUAAGGGAAAUGGAUUUAGUCAAGGUUUUCAAGCAUUUUCUGCUCCGUUUAAUGGACAAGCUUGGACACCAAAUCCAUUUAAAGUUGCUACAAAUGGGCAUUCGAAUAAUCCAUUUUUAUGAGUACUUGAAUGAUGAUAGCAAAAGAAAA